Messenger RNA from Saimiri boliviensis boliviensis (Bolivian squirrel monkey), 2586 nucleotides. Lineage: Eukaryota; Metazoa; Chordata; Mammalia; Primates; Cebidae. The record is from RefSeq and is a predicted model, not a curated record.
ACGCGUCCCGCCCCCGCUCUGUCGCUUUAAGCCCGUCCCGCCGCCGCGCCCCGCCCUCACCCCUCCGCGCGCUCCGCGGCUCCCCGCCGCCUCUCCCGCUCCUCCCCUGCUCGGCCCUCUCCUCCUCCCGCUCCUCCGCGCCGCUGCCAGCCCCGCUGCGCGCUCUGCUCCUCGCAGCUCCCCGGACCCGCAGCCAUGGCCGACAUCAAGACGGGCAUCUUCGCCAAGAACGUCCAGAAGCGGCUCAACCGCGCGCAGGAAAAGGUCCUUCAGAAGCUGGGGAAAGCUGAUGAGACAAAAGACGAACAGUUUGAAGAAUAUGUCCAGAACUUCAAACGGCAAGAAGCAGAGGGCACCAGACUUCAGCGAGAACUCCGAGGAUAUUUAGCAGCAAUCAAAGGCAUGCAAGAGGCCUCCAUGAAGCUCACAGAGUCGCUGCAUGAAGUCUAUGAGCCAGAUUGGUAUGGGCGGGAAGAUGUGAAAAUGGUUGGCGAGAAAUGUGAUGUGCUGUGGGAAGAUUUCCAUCAAAAACUUGUAGAUGGGUCCUUGCUAACACUGGAUACCUACCUGGGCCAAUUUCCUGACAUAAAGAAUCGCAUCGCCAAGCGUAGCAGGAAGCUGGUGGACUACGACAGUGCCCGCCACCAUCUGGAAGCUCUGCAGAGCUCCAAGAGAAAGGAUGAGAGUCGAAUCUCUAAGGCAGAAGAGGAAUUUCAGAAAGCACAGAAAGUGUUUGAAGAGUUUAAUGUUGACUUACAAGAAGAGUUACCAUCAUUAUGGUCAAGACGAGUUGGAUUUUAUGUUAAUACUUUCAAAAAUGUCUCUAGCCUUGAAGCCAAGUUUCAUAAGGAAAUUGCGGUGCUUUGCCACAAGCUGUAUGAAGUGAUGACAAAACUGGGUGACCAGCAUGCCGACAAGGCCUUCACUAUCCAAGGAGCGCCCAGUGACUCGGGUCCUCUCCGCCUUGCAAAGACGCCAUCACCACCUGAGGAGCCUUCACCCCUCCCAAGCCCGACAGCAAGUCCAAAUCAUACAUUAGCACCUGCGUCUCCUGCACCGGCACGGCCUCGGUCACCUUCACAGACAAGGAAAGGGCCUCCUGUCCCACCCCUACCUAAAGUCACCCCGACGAAGGAACUGCAGCAGGAGAAUAUCAUCAGUUUCUUUGAGGACAACUUUGUUCCAGAAAUCAGUGUGACAACACCUUCCCAGAACGAAGUCCCUGAGGUGAAGAAAGAGGAGACUUUGCUGGAUCUGGACUUUGACCCUUUCAAGCCAGAGGUGACACCUGCAGGUUCUGCUGGAGUGACCCACUCACCCAUGUCUCAGACAUUGCCCUGGGACCUGUGGACGACAAGCACUGAUUUGGUACAGCCGCCUGACUCUUCAAAAAGUCUGUCCUUGUGUAACCUGAUCAUGGAGGAAACUCCAGACAGUGGGUUGGCCGAAGAAAUUCAAAGAUCUCAAAAUGAUAUAGGUGGAUUUACUUGGGGCCCUGAUGCUAGUACAGACAGGGUCAGCCAGGAAAUUACCUCAGGUGGGUUUGGAGAAGACUCUGCAUGUCUCUACCAAGCAGAGCAAGGCAUAAGAUUAUCCACCAAACUGCUUUCGUCUGCUGACUGGCCCCCUGUAGCUGAACAGGGUGAGCAUGCCCCAGAGCCAGCCCUUCCAGGUGGAAAUGAACGACUGUCCCCAAAGCCCGUGCCCAAGGCUGGAGUUGCCAUUGCUGCUUGUGUGGAGAUGGAGCAGCCAUAUGACUCACGUGACUCAGAGAUGCCAGCCAUGGACACAGCUGGCCUGUUCAAAGAAAGUCAUGAAGAUAUGAAGAAGUCAGGUGAAGAGGAAGAGAAAAAGAAGAUAGAAGAUUCUCUGUGGACAGGUGUGGAGACGUGUCAAAAGGCUGCUGGUGUUUCAUUUAAUGGAUUCACACAGCCCCAGGAUACUUCGUUAUUCAAAAUGCAGACAGACCAAAGUAUGAUCUGCAACUUGAUUAUACCUGGAGCUGAUGCUGACGCGGCUGAGGGGGCCCCAGGAGAGGAAGCAGAGGCAGAGAAGGCCACUCUCCCUACCGGGGAAGGAGUAAGCUUAGAGGAGACCAAAACUGGAACUGAAACCACUGAGAGUGCAGAGAGUGCCCAACCUGAAUCAGAGGAGCUGGAAGCAGCAGUGCCUCAGGAGAAGGUCAUCCCUUCGGUGGUCAUAGAGCCUGCCUCCAACCAUGAAGAGGAAGGAGAACAUGAAAUCACCAUAGGUGCAGAGCCCAAAGAGACCACCGAGGACGCGGCUCCUCUGGGCCCCACCAGCGAGACGCCGGAGCUGGCUACAGAGCAGAAGCCUCUCCAGGACCCUCAGCCCACGCCUUCUGCACCAGCCAUGGGGGCUGCUGACCAGUUAGCAUCUGCAAAAGAGGCCUCUCAGGAAUUGCCUCCUGGCUUUCUCUACAAGGUAGAAACACUGCAUGAUUUUGAGGCAGCAAAUUCUGAUGAACUUACCUUACAAAGGGGUGACGUGGUGCUGGUGGUCCCCUCAGAUUCGGAAGCUGAUCAGGUAAAAGAUAAGAUUGGAAGGUGCUUUGCGCUACGUUGA